AUGCUGGGGAUCCCGCAGUACGAACAAUGGUUCUCGGCCAAUUUGCGAUGUGGUCAUGCCACGUUCACCAAGUUCAUCACUAACCUGCGUGCCGAGAUGAGUUCGGAGCACUUGCGCUCAUAUACCCAUUCGUUCGAGAAGAAAGUGCACAACUUUUUGUACUUCUUGGGUUCCGAGGGUGGCUACAGAGAAACCGCUGCAGCAUUUGGAGUGUCGAAGUCAUGGUGUGUCGACAUUGUCCAUUGGUUGUCCACGGUGAUGUUGAAGCUAGCUUCGAAGUGGAUCUAUUUGCCGAAGUCGAAAGCAGGGUGGUUCAACGUGGAGUCUGGGUUUAAGACAAAGCACCAAAUCCCCAGCGUUGUUGGCACUAUCGACGGGACCUUAGUUGACAUCCAGCGUCCCAAGGACUACGACGGUAUUUACAACCGUAAUGGAGACCCAUCCCUCAAUAUCCGAGCAGUUGUCGACUCGUCUACGCGAUUUAUGUCUGUGGACAUUCGACCAGCAUCAUUUUCCGACAAAAAUAUUUGGAAAGUGUCCGCGCUGGGUCGCACCAUUCGAUGUUGUGUGCCGACGCGCUGCUGUCUCAUUGGAGAGCACGGUACACACUCUUUCCGUGGCUAA
This is a messenger RNA of Aphanomyces astaci, 624 nucleotides long. RefSeq lists its product as hypothetical. The coding region runs from base 1 to 624 and encodes 207 amino acids. The record is from RefSeq and is a predicted model, not a curated record. Lineage: Eukaryota; Oomycota; Saprolegniomycetes; Saprolegniales; Verrucalvaceae. The transcript has a single exon.